CUAUGUUUAAAUAUCUCCUGUUUAGUACUAUGAGAUGUCCUACGGCUUGAAUGUAGAGAUGCAUAAACAAACUGAGAUCUGUAAACGUCUUGAUGCAAUAAUAAGACAAGUUCUACCCUUCUUAUCUGGCGAGCAUCAACAACAAGUUGCAGUAGCAGUUGAGAGAGCUAAACAAAUUACAAUGGCAGAACUGAAUGCAGUUAUGCAGCAAGCAGCUGGAGGACCUGGUGGUCUACCUGGUGGUCCCCCUGGUGCCCCUGGUCUCCCCCCUGCCCUGGCAGGUAUGCCUGGUUUGCCCCCUAGCUCAGCUGCUGGGCUACUCUCCCUGGCUGGUCAUGGUAUACCUGGUCUACCCCCAACUUCACUACAACAACUCAUGGCCAGACAUGAACAUAUGAAGCAGGAGGAGAAAUCUCCCCUGGUGGCAAUGGAGGAGAGAUUAAAACAUUCCGCUUCAUCCUCCCCAGCCGGCAGGAAUUACGGCGAUUUUAGAGAUAUGCGCGAUCCAAGAGAUAUUCACCGACCGCGCUCACCGAUCUCAGCGCGAUCCCCAAUCCGAGCAUCUACACCUAAUGAUGAAAUUGCGGCAAAGCGAUUGAAAACCGAAGACAUCAGAAAAUCUGGACAUGAGUCUGACAGUGGUGACAAAUCAGACGGCGACCUUGUCGUCGAUGUUGGUAACGAGGACGAAUCUGGUCGACAGAUGAACGGCGACCACAGGGGAGGAGAGAACGGGAACGCGGACCGGAGAGAUCGUCCUCCCUCGAAUAUGUCCUCAUCGUCUAGAUCUACUCCCUCCUUGAAGCAGAAGGACCUGGAAAAACCAGGAACUCCUGGAUCCAAACCUGCAACUCCUAAUGAUCUCGCUCCGGGACAGAAAGCUCCAACUCCUCCCCGUGGACCUCCUCAUGGUCCUCAAUUACCUGGCGCUGGACCUUAUCCUUACCCUGGACUAGGGGGUCGGCCUCCUGGUGACCCUCUAGGAUACCCACCUGGAGCCCCUUUAGGUCCUGGCUACCCUAGACCUCCACUGGCCGGCCCACCAGGGGUUCCCCCUGUAGGCCCCCCUGCGGGCCAUGACCCGCACCCCAACCCCCGUGUCCCCGUAUCUAACGGAAUCUCCAACGGCGCAGGACUUACUGGCCCAUCAGGAAAACCAUCCUACUCAUUUCAUGUCGGUGCAGACAACCAGCUGCAGCCGGUCAGUUUCCCUCAUGAUGCGCUCACAGCGCAGGGAAUUCCUCGCCACGCGCGGCAAAUCAAUACCUUGGCGCACGGUGAAGUUGUGUGCGCAGUAACCAUGUCGAACCCUACUAAGUUUGUGUAUACAGGGGGGAAAGGUUGUGUUAAGGUUUGGGAUAUAACCCAACCUUCUAAUAAGACUCCUAUUAGUCAGUUAGACUGUCUACAGAGAGAGAAUUAUAUUCGUUCCAUUAAACUUUUACCUGACGGACGAACCCUGGUGGUGGGAGGAGAAGCAAGUAAUCUAUCUAUCUGGGAUCUAGCAGCUCCUACUCCUAGAAUCAAGGCGGAGAUGCCAAGCUCCGCCCCGGCCUGCUACGCCCUUGCCAUCAGUCCCGACUCCAAGGUCUGUUUUAGCUGUUGCAGUGAUGGUAACAUCGCUGUCUGGGAUCUUCACAAUCAAACUCAGAUUAGACAGUUCCAGGGACAUACGGACGGAGCCAGCUGUAUAGAUAUAUCUGCAGAUGGAACUAAGCUAUGGACGGGAGGUUUGGAUAACACUGUACGUUCCUGGGAUCUCCGGGAAGGAAGACAACUACAACAACAUGAUUUUAGUUCUCAGAUAUUCUGUCUUGGUUAUUGUCCAACCGGAGACUGGUUAGCUGUUGGUAUGGAAAACUCUAAUGUUGAAGUUCUUCAUUGUUCUAAACCAGAUAAAUAUCAGCUUCAUCUGCAUGAAAGCUGUGUUCUCUCUCUCAAGUUUGCAAACAACGGCAAAUGGUUUGUUUCAACUGGAAAAGACAAUCUUCUUAACUCCUGGAGAACUCCCUACGGAGCUUCUAUAUUUGUCUCCAAAGAAACCUCCUCAGUCCUGAGUUGCGACAUCAGCAACGACGACAAGUAUAUUGUGACAGGGUCAGGAGAUAAGAAGGCGACUGUGUAUGAAGUUAUUUACUAAACCUGAUUUAACGGUGAGGUGGAUUCUAGAGGGGUUUAAGUAAGGUUGUAUUAAGAACACUGGAGGUGAUCUUGACAUUAAGCUUGUUAAUCUUCAGGGUUUAAUUUAUCCACUUUAUAGAGAACAAGGAGUAUCAAUAAACUCUCAAAGAUAUUUUAUAAACAAAGUGAAACAACAUAUUAACACAUCAUACAAUGUUACCCAUUUUCUUUUCUCCUGUUAACUCGGUCCCUAAUAAUUCUUCUUUUCCGCUUACUUGAUUUCAUAAUCCUAUUUCUUGCCCCUUUUCAAAAACUAAACAGAAAACUAAAUGUCUACCUUUCCCCUAAGCCCGUACUUUCCUCCUUUUUUAUGUUUUAAAAUGCAAUUCUAUAUUUCCUGUUCAAGAUUUUAUCAUACACGCUGUGUACAAAUGUUUAGCUGAACGCGCAAUUUUUGCCCUAAUUUCCGUAAACGCUGUUCUUUGGGUCUUUCUUUUUGUGCAUUUCAAAGUACUCGAUUUUUUUAUAUGUGCCAAUGUUUCAGAGUACAAUUUUCGAGUUGAAGAAUUCGAGGAUAGAAAUGGUUAAAAUGAUAUUAUAUUUACCAAUCUAUAUAUACGUAAUGAUUCAACAUGACUAAUCGUUACGUUAUUUUCUGUGUUAAACGACAUUAAAGAAAUAUAAUACUGUCUUGAUA
Messenger RNA from Eurytemora carolleeae, 2818 nucleotides. Its product is annotated as protein groucho. The record is from RefSeq and is a predicted model, not a curated record. NCBI's taxonomy places the organism in Eukaryota, Metazoa, Arthropoda, Copepoda, Calanoida, Temoridae. The transcript is spliced from 8 exons. The coding region runs from base 35 to 2140 and encodes 701 amino acids. Gene Ontology annotation, cellular component: transcription regulator complex; nucleus. Gene Ontology annotation, molecular function: transcription corepressor activity; protein binding. Gene Ontology annotation, biological process: negative regulation of canonical Wnt signaling pathway; regulation of DNA-templated transcription.